GUGAAGCGGGAGCUGCAGCAGAUACACAAAAGUCUCGCCGCAGAGGGUGAAGAAGCAGCAACCGGUCUGGCGAAAGAACUGGAUCAGCUAGAUUCUGACAUUGUCACCCUGAACGAGAUCACUGUGGCGUCGAAGACCCUCAAAAACAACGCGGUCUACCUGGAUGGCUGUUUGAACAAAUUCAACCAGGAGUACAUCAAUACAACAUGGAACUAG
Messenger RNA from Dibothriocephalus latus, 216 nucleotides. The record is from the annotation of a GenBank genome assembly. NCBI's taxonomy places the organism in Eukaryota, Metazoa, Platyhelminthes, Cestoda, Diphyllobothriidea, Diphyllobothriidae.